Funneliformis mosseae is the source of this 3780-nucleotide messenger RNA. The record is from the annotation of a GenBank genome assembly. NCBI's taxonomy places the organism in Eukaryota, Fungi, Glomeromycota, Glomeromycetes, Glomerales, Glomeraceae.
AUGGAUAAUUAUCCUCCAGAGUUCAUUUUACACCAUGUUCCUUUAAUGGCUGUAAUCGGUCUAGGCACAGCGAGAGACUUGGUAGAACAGCCCACCUUUACAGCUGAUUCUGCGACAAGUUCUCCUGUUAGCUCUAAACCUCAAUCGCGAAGAAGCUCAUUGAGUGCGAAUUCAACACCAAGGCAACAGCUUUCAAAGUCUUUAUUAGCACAUUUAACUGCAAAAAGUCAAGUUGGCGUUUGGGAGCUUGGUAAAAGUGCGAGUGCAACCUUUCACGUUGUUGCUGUAGACAAGAAUCAUCAAUUUCCUCCUCGAAAACCAAUGAUGAGACCUCCAGCACAAACUCAUCAUCCAAAUAUGCCAAUUGCACAUUCACCUCUUUCCCCGUUAACACAAGGAUCUCCCGUUUAUCCUGAUGGUUUGAUUCCUCCUAUAUGGGUAAGGAAACAUCGAGAAAUCUUACCAAGCGUUGUUGUAGGCUUUUAUGAAUUGUGGCAUCGGUCUUCAUCUGAUCCUAUACAAGAAAAGGAAGAAAUCAUUCCAGCACCGGAACCCCAGGGCACAGCAGAAUCAAUUGAAAGGGAAAAGGAUUAUAAUUUGGCGAUGGAGAUGAAUGAAAGGAGAAAAUCCUUACAUGAGAGAGGUAUUAAAUUUUCGGCCGUUAUCUUACUUAAAACGCAAAACAUGAAAGAUCAAACGAUGGAAGAACGAUUAGGAUAUAUUCGAAGAUUUAGUGGAUUAGAUACGAGAAAUUCAUUUUUCUUGCUAACACCAUCUCAGCAUGGAGAUUUACAAGAUUUCGUGAUAAACCUGCAAAAAUCCCUUUAUGAACAUGGAUUAAAUUAUUAUCGAGAACAUGGCAAGCGCGUAAAAAGGAAGCGAACUAGGUUACCUUCCCCUUCUAGUACCAAUUCUAUGCGAUCUUCGACCAUCCCACAACCUCUUGGUGUUCAAGGUUGGAUGAUCCGAUAUGAUUACAAGUUGGCAACUUUUGCUGAAUUUCGACAAGAAAUGGAGGCGGCUAUUAACUACUACGAAUUGGCUUAUAACCUUCUUGUAGAUCUUUUUGCGCCUCAGUCUUCUAUCACAGUUGGCGCGAUCGGACUUCCGAUUCGUAGUAAGCGUUGGGGCGAAGCUAGAAUUCUUGCUGAUACUAUUAAUCUGAAAAUAUGUAAAUUGAACCUUUAUAUCGAUUCCCCUUCUGGGGCGCUUGCUCAAUUGAAUAAACACGUGUCCACUUUUAGGAACAUAUCUGACACUCUGGGUAUCGGUGAAGAUACGUUUGAGUAUUGGGCAUGGUUAUCGAAACAGUAUCGUAUUUUUGGUGACGUUCUAGAAAUUGCCACUAGAUCUGGAUUUGUUAUCCCGGAUCCGGCAACUAUCUCUCAUAACACGGUAUCAUCGGAUUUUAGAUUUAGUAUAUCACACAAUCCUAAUACAGGUUCUGGAAUUAAUCCAACGAUGAUUCUUCAACACCCAGGAUUUUAUUAUCACAUGGCAGCAAAAUAUAAUUCAUUUAGAAGAAAAAAAUUUUUGGAUUUAGAAAUGUUUAUGAAAAAAGAGGGGCUUGAACUCCAGAACAUUCCACCACAAAAUAUCUUAGAAGCUGAGCGAAAUGUAGAUCACUCAACAUUGACAAUUGAAUUGUUUACAAAGAGUUAUGAGCAAUUUAAGGCACAAAAAACUGGUCGUAUGACGCUGUAUUUAGCAUCUGAGAUCGCCAACACUUACUUGGAAGCUGGAAAAUAUGAAACGGCUUUAAAGUUUUUUGAAAGGAUUGCCAAAACAUAUCGUAAAGAAAAUUGGCAUACAAUCCUGGAAUCGAUUUUGAGAUGUUCCCUAAAAUGCGCUAAAGAACUUGGUGGUUGGGAGAAUGUUCUAGAGUAUUUAGUUGAACUUUUAUCGGACCAAUUUUCCAUGUCAAACCUAAACCGAGCCGAAAUUCAUAAUGAACUUAUGGAUGUACUUUUUAAAGCCAAUUUUCCCGAGCUUCGGAAAGUUGCCAUUGACAUGGAUGAAAUAAAUUCUUUCAUAACAUGCCGUGUUCAAUUUAAAGGCGACACAACAUUUAUUGGUGCCGAAACCCCCUUUCAAAUUACAGUCACAACCCAAGCUGAAUCACCACCUAUUCCUUUACGAUUCUCUUUUCUUCGCUUGUCGUUUAAUGACUCGUAUUUCAACCAUUAUUUACGUGAUAAAAGUAAUGAUGAAGAAGACAAUGCAAAAUUAGAAUGGGUGGAUUGCAAAAAUUGCUCACAGGAGGAAGUUGAUGGUGAAGGAUUAGUAUGGGUUAAGGACGUUAAUUUGAAGAUUAGUAAAGGUAUUACUAAAGUCUUUGAAGGAUUGAUUGAACCAAAGGAAAGUGGGGAUAUACAGCUUCAGACUAUUUCUUUUGGAUUAUUAUCUGAAAAAUGGAAGGUUGAACUUCAUUGUAAUUUGAAAAAUGCAAAGGAUGAACGUUCUAAACGUAAAUGGGUGAUUGGUGAAGUGGAUUCCGAAGGCGAAGUCAUUAAGCCUACUUAUACGAUCUUAAAUGGAAUAGGAGAACGUACUACUAUCAAGGUUAUACAAAAACUUGCCAAGUUAGAUAUACAAGCUAAGCACUCGGCUCCAGCAUUACUGGACGAACACUAUCCUAUAGAAAUUACUAUAGUAAAUUUGGAACAAGAAGAAGUCAAGGCAUUUUUAAAUGCGGAGGUUCUUACAGAUGCACCACCUAAUUCGAUAGAUUCAGAAGAUUUUAUUACAUUAAACCCCACAACAAAUUCUUCUAACAAUUUAAAAGACAUUGAUAUAGGAAUAAUACCGGCAGGAGAAUCUGUGGUGAAGAUGGUUUAUGUCCUUGGAAAAAAAUCAAACUUUUCGCGGACACUUCAUUUAACAGUUUAUUAUGCAUCAACUAGUUCAGUUCCAUCUGCACCGCCUCCAACACAAGGAUGGAUUGAAAAGAGGGAAGAUCUUAGAAUACAUUUUAUUUCCCCGUUCACGUUUUCCUUUAAUAUUUCACCACAAAGCGAAGAAUUUUGUAAAGGAAGCUCGAUAAAUCCUUUGGAAAGAGUUGAGAGAUAUCUUCUAGUCGCAAAGAUUACAACAACAAGUCCAUGGGAGAUUUCAGUAUACGAUAUUGAUUUAGAAAUGUUAAAACAAGCAAAUGAACAGACCAGAAUAGAAAUAGAUGCAUCAUCAAUUGAAAUAGAUAAUGAUUUUCGGGAACAAGUCUGGAAACAAGGAAAUGUAUAUCAUGUAAAUUAUUUGUUAAAGUUGACAUUAGAGGACAUCAAACAGUUAGAUAUAGGUGUUGGAUUUCUGGUGAUUCAAUGGAAAAGAAAACAACAAUCUCCUGUGUACAAAGAUUUUGAACUUUCUAAUACAGAGUCAACAAUGAGAGUACCACAAUUAAAAAGAAAAAAGACGGAAAUCUCAGCAACUAUAAACAUUCCACCAAAUCCAAAAGUAGGACAGCUAUUUACUCUUCGUUAUAAAAUUAUAAACUGGACAAAAUCUGAAAAGAAUAUACAUGUGACUGUAGAAGUAAAUGAUUCUUUUGUCUUUUCUGGAUAUAAACAAACGCAUUUUAUCGUACCGGGGAUGGGAGAAUAUUGUUUUAAAGUGAAUUGUUUUCCAUUAUCUUCAGGAAAAGUGAAGUUACCAAAGGUGAAAAUGGUGAAAAAAGGUGAAUUUGAAGGAGAUGAUGAUUUGAAUAUUAUCGCACAUGGAUAUAAAGAAGGGAUUGAGGAGGAUUAUUUUGUAAUAUUUAUUAAACCUAAAAUAGAUGUAUGA